GUUCUCAUUUCCCCCCUGUCUCUGCUGGGUGUCGGGACUCGCUCGGUGCCAUUUGGGGACCCCUCCCCAGCCCGGGGACCCCUCCCCAAAUGGGCCCCCCGCUGACCCCCCCUCUUUUCUCAGUGUCCCACCCGCUGGUACUGGAAGUUGGUGCCCCACGCCAUCGCCUUCUGUUUGAAGGAAUCGGGGAAUAAACCUCCGGUGAUUCGGUACCGGAAGGACAAAGGGGCCCCUCCGGCGCCCCCCCCAUUCCCACCUGUGAGGGGCCUGCAGGAUUUGGCCAGCGGUGGGGUCCUGGCGGCCGCCAUCCACUUCUACUGCCCCCAAUCCCUGCGCCUAGAGGAAAUCCGCCUGGGGACUCCGCUGGCGCUUCCGGACCGGCUUCACAACCUGGGGCUCGUGCGCGACUUUGGCGCCCGCCACCUCCGCACGCGCUGCCCGCUGGCUGUGGAGGACCUGCUCUACAUGGCACCGGCCCUCAAGUUGAACGUGGGGGCUUUCCUGGCCGAGCUGUUCCUGUGCUUCGAGGUGCUGAGACCCCCCUUUGUCACCCCCCGGCAGCUGGAGGGGGGCUCAGAAUCUCCAGCUGCCGGUGAAGCCCCGAACCCCAAAAGCAGCUCCCCUGGCUUCAACUUCCGGCACCCCCUGUUGGCAGGGGGGGGGCAGCCCCCAGGUCUCCUGCCCCACUCCCCCUCCCUCCCCCACGGCGACGCCUUCGGGAAGGGCUGGAGCAAGAGACCCCUCAGCCACCCCCUGUCCCAAGCCGUGUCCUUCAGCAUCCCCUUCGGCCUGGACAGCGACGUCGACAGGGGCUUGCUGCGCUUCACCGACGGCCAGGAGGACGAGCAGGACGAGCAGGAGAUUCAGACCCGCAGCUCGCUGCGCUUCGCCGACGGCCAGGAGGACGAGCAGGACGAGCAGGAGAUUCAGACCCGCAGCUCGCUGCGCUUCGCCGACGGCCAGGAGGACGAGCAGGACGAGGAGGAG
Molecule: messenger RNA, 987 nt
Organism: Passer montanus (Eurasian tree sparrow)
Lineage: Eukaryota; Metazoa; Chordata; Aves; Passeriformes; Passeridae
Product: calmodulin-regulated spectrin-associated protein 3-like
Exons: 12
Biological process (GO): negative regulation of microtubule depolymerization; cytoplasmic microtubule organization
Cellular component (GO): microtubule minus-end
Molecular function (GO): calmodulin binding; microtubule minus-end binding
Source: RefSeq, a predicted model, not a curated record